AGCCACCGAGGCUCUUCAGAGCUGGGGACGCUCUGGUGCAGGAGCCAUCCCUUCUCUCCCGACCUGGAACUCCCCCCCCAGCCCUGGUAUAGUUCGUUUUGGAAGUGGCUCACUGCUCAGAUUGCACGGAUAUCAAGAGUGUUGAGAGCCCAGUUUGGGGGAGCCAUGGAGGAAUCUUCAGAAGCCAAUAAAGCCCUGGACACCAAUGCUCACUCUCGUUUCAUCAUUGGCUCAGUGUCAGAGGAUAACUCAGAGGAUGAGACCAGCUCCUUGGUGAAACUUGACCUGCUGGAGGAGAAGGAGAGGUCUUUGUCACCUGUGUCUGUGUGCUCUGAUUCCCUCUCGGACCUGGGGCUUCCCAACACUCAGGACGCCCUGGCCAGCCAUAUGAGGCCCAGCAUGUCUGGUUUGCACCUUGUCAAGCAAGGCAGGGACAGGAAGAAGGUGGAUGUGCAGCGAGAUUUCACCGUGGCUUCUCCAGCAGAAUUUGUUACUCGUUUUGGAGGGAAUAAAGUUAUUGAAAAGGUCCUGAUAGCAAAUAAUGGCAUUGCAGCAGUGAAAUGCAUGAGGUCCAUCCGGCGCUGGUCCUACGAGAUGUUCAGGAACGAGAGAGCCAUCAGGUUCGUGGUCAUGGUCACUCCUGAGGACCUGAAAGCCAAUGCAGAGUACAUUAAAAUGGCAGAUCACUACGUGCCCGUCCCGGGAGGACCCAACAACAACAACUAUGCAAACGUGGAGCUCAUCCUCGAUAUUGCCAAGAGGAUUCCAGUGCAGGCUGUGUGGGCUGGCUGGGGCCAUGCAUCAGAGAACCCCAAACUGCCAGAACUUCUGCACAAAAACGGGAUUGCUUUCAUGGGUCCUCCCAGCCAAGCCAUGUGGGCCUUAGGAGAUAAAAUUGCUUCUUCCAUCGUGGCUCAGACUGCUGGCAUUCCAACUCUCCCUUGGAGUGGCAGUGGUCUUCGGGUGGACUGGCAGGAGAAUGAUCUGCAGAAACGCAUCCUGAACGUUCCCCAGGAGCUCUACGAGAAGGGCUACGUGAAGGAUGCAGAUGAUGGACUCAGGGCUGCUGAGGAGGUUGGCUACCCUGUCAUGAUCAAGGCUUCUGAAGGAGGAGGAGGAAAAGGAAUCAGGAAAGUGAACAAUGCAGAUGACUUCCCCAAUCUCUUCAGACAGGUUCAAACUGAGGUGCCAGGCUCUCCCAUCUUUGUGAUGAGGCUGGCCAAGCAGUCCAGGCACCUGGAGGUGCAGAUCCUGGCAGACCAGUAUGGCAAUGCCAUCUCCCUCUUCGGCCGGGACUGCUCCGUGCAGCGCCGGCACCAGAAAAUCAUCGAGGAAGCUCCAGCCUCUAUUGCGACCUCGACAGUGUUUGAGCACAUGGAGCAGUGUGCAGUGAAACUUGCCAAAAUGGUCGGGUACGUGAGUGCAGGCACUGUGGAGUACCUGUACAGCCAGGAUGGCAGCUUCUACUUCCUGGAGCUGAACCCACGCCUGCAGGUGGAGCAUCCCUGCACGGAGAUGGUGGCAGAUGUCAACCUGCCAGCAGCACAGCUCCAGAUUGCCAUGGGGAUCCCUCUCCACAGGAUCAAGGACAUCAGGGUGAUGUAUGGAGUUUCUCCCUGGGGAGACACAACCAUUGAUUUUGAGAACUCAGCCCACGUCCCCAGCCCCCGUGGCCACGUCAUUGCUGCCCGGAUCACCAGUGAGAAUCCUGACGAGGGAUUUAAACCCAGUUCUGGCACAGUUCAGGAGCUGAAUUUCCGCAGCAAUAAGAAUGUCUGGGGCUAUUUCAGUGUGGCUGCUGCAGGAGGGCUCCAUGAAUUUGCUGAUUCCCAGUUUGGUCACUGCUUCUCCUGGGGAGAGAACCGUGAAGAAGCCAUCUCAAACAUGGUGGUGGCUCUGAAGGAACUCUCCAUCCGAGGGGACUUCAGGACCACUGUGGAAUACUUGAUCAAGCUGCUGGAGACAGAGAGCUUCCAGCAGAACCGCAUCGACACGGGCUGGCUGGACCGGCUCAUCGCUGAGAAAGUGCAGGCUGAGAGGCCUGACACCAUUCUGGGGGUGGUGUGUGGGGCUCUGCACGUGGCUGACGUGAGCUUCCGAAACAGCGUCUCCAACUUCCUGCACUCCCUGGAAAGGGGCCAAGUGCUCCCUGCUCACACUCUGCUCAACACGGUGGACGUGGAGCUCAUCUACGAGGGACGGAAGUACGUGCUGAAGGUGACCAGGCAGUCUCCCAAUUCCUACGUGGUCAUCAUGAACAGUUCCUGCGUGGAGGUCGAUGUGCAUCGCCUGAGUGACGGGGGGCUGCUCCUCUCCUACGAUGGCAGCAGCUACACCACCUACAUGAAAGAAGAAGUGGACAGGUAUCGCAUCACCAUUGGGAACAAGACCUGUGUGUUUGAGAAGGAGAAUGAUCCCUCCAUCCUGCGCUCCCCUUCUGCUGGGAAGCUGAUCCAGUAUGUGGUGGAGGAUGGGGGACACGUGUUUGCAGGCCAGUGCUUUGCAGAAAUUGAGGUGAUGAAAAUGGUGAUGACAAUAACAGCAGGAGAAUCAGGCUGCAUCCACUAUGUCAAACGGCCAGGGGCAGUCCUGGACCCAGGCUGUGUGAUUGCCAAGCUCCAGCUGGAUGAUCCCAGCAGGGUUCAGCAGGCUGAGCUGCACACGGGUACCCUGCCCCAGAUCCAGAGCACAGCUCUGCGGGGCGAGAAACUCCAUCGCAUCUUCCACUACGUCCUGGACAACCUGGUCAACGUGAUGAAUGGCUACUGCCUGCCAGAGCCCUUCUUCAACAGCAAGGUGAAGGGUUGGGUUGAGAGAUUAAUGAAGACCCUGAGGGAUCCAUCUUUGCCCCUGCUGGAACUUCAGGACAUCAUGACCAGUGUUUCUGGACGGAUACCACCCAAUGUGGAGAAGUCCAUCAAGAAGGAGAUGGCCCAGUAUGCCAGCAACAUCACCUCGGUCCUGUGCCAGUUUCCCAGCCAACAGAUUGCCAACAUCCUGGACAGCCACGCUGCCACCCUGAACCGCAAAUCGGAGCGCGAGGUUUUCUUCAUGAACACUCAGAGCAUCGUGCAGCUCGUGCAGAGGUACCGCAGUGGCAUUCGGGGCCACAUGAAGGCCGUGGUGAUGGAUCUGCUCAGGCAGUACCUGAAGGUGGAGACUCAGUUCCAGCACGGUCACUAUGACAAGUGUGUCUUCACCCUUCGUGAGGAGAACAAGAGUGACAUGAACGCAGUGCUGAACUACAUCUUCUCCCAUGCCCAGGUCACCAAGAAGAACCUGCUGGUCACAAUGCUCAUUGACCAGCUCUGUGGCCGUGACCCCACCUUGACAGACGAGCUGAUCAACAUCCUGACAGAGCUGACCCAGCUCAGCAAGACAACCAACGCCAAGGUGGCCCUGCGAGCACGGCAGGUUCUCAUUGCUUCCCACCUGCCCUCCUACGAGCUGCGUCACAACCAGGUGGAGUCCAUCUUCCUGUCGGCCAUCGACAUGUACGGCCACCAGUUCUGCAUUGAGAACCUGCAGAAACUCAUUUUGUCUGAGACAUCCAUCUUUGAUGUGCUUCCCAACUUCUUCUACCACAGUAACCAGGUGGUAAGAAUGGCAGCUUUGGAGGUGUAUGUUCGCAGGGCUUACAUUGCCUAUGAGUUAAACAGUGUCCAGCACCGCCAGCUGAAGGACAACACCUGCGUGGUGGAGUUCCAGUUCAUGCUGCCCACCUCCCAUCCCAACAGAGGGAACAUCCCCACGCUAAACAGGAUGUCCUUCUCUUCCAACCUCAACCACUAUGGGAUGGUGCACGUGGCCAGUGUGAGUGAUGUGCUGCUGGACAAUUCCUUCACGCCCCCGUGCCAGAGGAUGGGUGGCAUGGUCUCCUUCCGCACCUUCGAGGACUUUGUCAGGAUUUUUGAUGAAGUCAUGGGAUGCUUCUGUGACUCUCCCCCGCAGAGCCCGACGUUCCCCGAGGCCGGCCACGCUUCCCUGUAUGAUGAAGACAAGAGUGCUCGGGAGGAGCCCAUCCACAUCCUCAACGUGGCCAUCAAAACCGACAGCGACGUGGACGACGAUGGCCUGGCUGCCAUGUUCAGGGAGUUCACCCAGAGCAAGAAAUCAGUCCUGAUUGAACAUGGCAUUCGAAGGCUGACUUUCCUUGUGGCACAAAAGGACUUCAGGAAACAGGUCAACUAUGAGGUGGAUCAGAGAUUCCAUAGGGAAUUCCCAAAGUUCUUCACGUUCCGUGCCCGGGAUAAGUUCGAGGAGGACAGGAUUUACAGGCACCUGGAGCCAGCCCUGGCCUUCCAGCUGGAGCUGAACCGAAUGAGGAACUUCGACCUCACGGCCAUCCCCUGUGCCAACCACAAAAUGCACCUGUACCUGGGGGCUGCCAAGGUGGAGGUGGGCACAGAGGUCACAGACUACAGGUUCUUUGUCAGGGCCAUCAUCAGGCACUCAGACCUGGUGACCAAGGAAGCCUCCUUUGAGUACCUGCAGAACGAGGGGGAGCGUUUGCUGCUGGAGGCCAUGGACGAGCUGGAGGUGGCUUUCAACAACACCAACGUGCGCACGGACUGCAACCACAUCUUCCUCAACUUCGUGCCCACCGUCAUCAUGGACCCCUCCAAGAUCGAGGAGUCGGUGCGCUCCAUGGUGAUGCGCUACGGGAGCCGCCUCUGGAAGCUGCGGGUGCUGCAGGCCGAGCUGAAGAUCAACAUCCGCCUGACCCCCACGGGCAAGGCCAUCCCCAUCCGCCUCUUCCUCACCAACGAAUCAGGAUAUUACCUGGACAUCAGCCUCUACAAGGAGGUGACAGACUCCAGGACAGGACAGAUCAUGUUCCAGGCCUAUGGAGAUAAGCAGGGACCACUCCAUGGGAUGCUCAUCAACACUCCCUACGUGACCAAAGACCUGCUGCAGUCCAAGAGGUUCCAGGCACAGACUUUAGGGACAUCAUAUGUCUAUGACAUUCCUGAGAUGUUCAGGCAGUCCUUGAUCAAGCUCUGGAAUUCCAUGAACGACCACGCGUUCCUGCCGCCGGCGCCGCUGCCCUCGGACAUCCUGACCUACACGGAGCUGGUGCUGGAUGACCAGGGCCAGCUGGUGCACAUGAACAGGCUGCCAGGGGGAAAUGAGAUUGGCAUGGUGGCCUGGAAGAUGACCCUGAAGACACCAGAGUACCCAGAGGGCCGGGAUAUCAUUGUCAUUGGCAAUGACAUCACCUAUAAAAUCGGCUCCUUUGGGCCCCAGGAGGAUGUGCUGUUCCUCAGGGCGUCUGAGCUGGCCCGGGCUCAGGGCAUCCCCCGCAUUUACGUGGCUGCCAACAGUGGGGCCAGGAUUGGGCUGGCUGAGGAGAUCAGGCACAUGUUCCACGUGGCUUGGGAAGACCCAGACAACCCCUACAAGGGAUACAAAUACUUGUACCUGACUCCUCAAGACUAUAAGAAAGUCAGUGCCCUGAACUCUGUUCACUGUGAGCAUGUGGAGGAAAAUGGAGAGUCCAGGUACAAGAUAACAGAUAUAAUCGGGAAGGAGGACGGGCUUGGAGUGGAGAACCUCAGAGGAUCUGGAAUGAUUGCUGGAGAAUCAUCUUUAGCCUAUGAGAGUGUUAUCACCAUCAGCUUGGUUACGUGUCGGGCAAUUGGGAUUGGUGCCUACAUCGUCAGGCUGGGCCAGAGAACCAUCCAGGUGGAGAAUUCCCACAUCAUCCUCACGGGCUGUGGGGCCCUCAACAAAGUGCUUGGAAGGGAAGUUUACACCUCCAACAACCAGCUGGGAGGGAUCCAGAUCAUGCACAACAACGGGGUGACACAUGACACUGUCUGUGAUGACUUUGAAGGAGUUUACACCAUCCUGCAGUGGCUUUCCUACAUGCCAAAGAAUAUCCACAGCCCUGUGCCCAUCCUGAAGGCCAAGGAUCCCAUAGACAGAACCAUUGAGUUUGUUCCCACCAAGACCCCCUACGACCCUCGCUGGAUGCUGGCUGGACGCCCCAACCCAAAUCAGAAGGGGCAGUGGCUGAGUGGGUUCUUUGACCAUGGCUCGUUCAUGGAGAUCAUGCAGCCCUGGGCACAGACAGUGGUGGUGGGGAGAGCAAGGCUGGGAGGAAUACCUGUAGGAGUGGUUGCUGUGGAAACAAGGACAGUGGAGCUCAGCAUUCCUGCUGAUCCUGCAAACCUGGACUCAGAGGCCAAGAUAAUCCAGCAGGCUGGGCAGGUGUGGUUCCCUGACUCUGCCUUCAAAACAGCCGAGGCAAUCAAGGACUUCAACAGGGAAGGGCUGCCCCUGAUGCUCUUUGCAAACUGGAGAGGCUUCUCUGGGGGAAUGAAAGACAUGUACGACCAGGUGCUGAAGUUCGGCGCCUACAUCGUGGACGGGCUGCGGGAGUACCGGCAGCCCGUGCUCAUUUACAUCCCGCCCCAGGGCGAGCUGCGAGGCGGCUCCUGGGUGGUGAUCGACCCCACCAUCAACCCGAGGCACAUGGAGAUGUACGCCGACCGGGAGAGCAGGGGAGGGAUCCUGGAGCCCGAGGGGACGGUGGAGAUCCGGUUCCGAAGGAAGGACCUGGUGAAGACCAUGCGCAGGGUGGACCCCGUGUACAUCAGCCUGGCCGAGCGCCUGGGAACCCCUGAGCUGAGCCCAGCUGACAGGAAGGAGCUGGAGGCCAAGCUGAAGGAGAGGGAGGAGUUCCUGCUCCCCAUGUACCAGCAGGUGGCCAUGCAGUUCGCUGACCUGCACGACACCCCCGGCAGGAUGCAGGAGAAAGGAGCCAUCACCGAUGUUCUGGACUGGAAAACCUCCAGGACAUUUUUUUACUGGCGGCUGCGGCGGCUGCUGCUGGAGGAGGCCGUGAAGAGCAAAAUCCACGGGGCCAACCCCGAGCUGACAGACGGGCAGAUCCAGGCCAUGCUGCGCCGCUGGUUCGUGGAGGCCGAGGGGACAGUGAAGGCUUACCUGUGGGACAGCAACAAGGACCUGGCGGAGUGGCUGGAGAAGCAGCUGACCGAGGAGGAGGGCGUGCGCUCCGUGGUGGAGGAGAACAUCAAAUACAUCUCCAGGGAUUAUGUGCUCAAACAGAUCCGGGGCCUGGUCGAGGCCAAUCCCGAGGUUGCCAUGGAUUCCAUCGUGCACAUGACCCAGCACAUCUCCCCCACCCAGCGAGCCGAGGUCGUGCGGAUCCUCUCCACAAUGGACUCGCCUUCUUCCACGUAAGAGCAUCGAUCCCACCCCGCCCCUGCCCGGCGCCGCCAGGAGGAACCCGGAGCUGGGAACUGCCCUUUGUCUGCUCGGCUGCCACGGGGAGGCUCAGGGAACGCUGCUGCAGUGACAGUUUUAUUUUAUCAAAUCAGGCUGGCCAGAGGAAGCGUGUCCUUUGGCCAGGGACACGAGGAAAAUGUAUAAACACAAGCGCCUGCGGAACUGA
Sturnus vulgaris (Common starling) is the source of this 7420-nucleotide messenger RNA. Lineage: Eukaryota; Metazoa; Chordata; Aves; Passeriformes; Sturnidae. The record is from RefSeq and is a predicted model, not a curated record.